AUGAGACUCAUCACAGGCCUCCUUCUCAGUCCUCUCGCGGGCCUCAUCUCCGUGGCCAGUGCCUCCAAGUAUGGAUACAACCACGUCACUGUGAUCAGGGACUCGGACAAGGUAGUCGAAGGAGCCUUUCCUGACGUCAACUUUGAUAUCGUCUCGCCAGAUUUUAUGCACCCCGACCGCAGGCAGCCUGGCUUCUCAAACGGCACACAGGGUCCUACAUCAUGGUUCCAUAUCAACACGACAGAUAGCUUUAUUCAAUCUCUGGCUUCCCCGGACAAGAACAUGAAGUUCGGCAACGCCAACUUCAGAUCAGAAGAGCGCCAAGGGUACCCCUAUGUUCAUGUGUCGAAAGCAAAUGCUACCAGCCCAAAGAUACGCAUCUGGAUUCAGGCUUCUGUGCAUGGAAACGAGCCUGCAGGAGAGGAAGCAGCGAUGGCGAUCCUCGGCAAGCUGUCCACCAACAAGACGUGGGCUGACUCUGUUCUUGACAAGGUUGAGCUCUUUUUUCUGCCGCGCUACAACCCCGACGGGGUCUUUUACUUCCAGCGAGCACUGGCUACCAACUUGGACCCAAAUCGCGAUCAUACCAAGCUCGAGAGACAGGUGUCGCGCGACAUCAAGCAGCUGUUUAGCGACUUCAACCCCCACAUCGCCAUCGACAUGCACGAAUACUCAGCAUUUACCGAGUUUGGAGAUGGUGCAUAUGUCCACGGGUCCGAUGGCCUGUUCGCCGCCGCCAAAAACCUCAACAUUCGAGGGGAAAUCCGCAACCUGUCGGAAGAAUUAUUUGCCAAGAAUAUUGCACGGGAUAUGGAGGCGGCUGGCCUGCGCACGGAGCCCUACGUGACAGGUAGAUCGUCCUCAUACCAAGAUGUGGGGUACGUGGCUGAGUUUUCCGAGGCCGGCAGUGAUGCCAGGAUCGGCCGCAACGCAAUGGGACUGACGCAGACCGUAUCCUUCCUGCUUGAGACGCGCGGUAUCGGGCUCGCAGACCAAGAGUAUGGGCGCCGUACUGCUUCGGGAUUCACCAUGUGCGGGAGCAUCAUACAGACGGCUGUGGACAAUGCCGAUCGCGUCCUGGAAACGAUUGAGGCUGGAAUUGACGCCUUUGUGAACUCGAGCAACCCCAUCGUGGUGACGGAUCACGGAACCGUCGACACUCGCCCCUUUACCAUGGUUGACAAGAACAAUGGCACAGUCGUCAAGAUGCCUGUGCGAUUCGAGUCGACAACUCCGACCAUUGCCAACCUUACCCGCACCCGGCCCGAAGCCUAUCUCAUCCCAAUCGCUUGGGAUGAUAUCGCCAAGCGUCUGCAUGCGUCUGGUGUCGAGGUUGAGAACCUCAAGCAGCCCUGGGAGGGCACUGUCGAGGCCUUGACUAUUGAGUCAGCCAUUCUCGACACAUCCUAUUACGAGGGCUCUGUCCUCACGACUACCACAACAACGGCAGCUGAGCGCCACGUCAGGCUACCCGCAGGCAGUUUCCUGGUCAGCACACGACAGAAGAACGCAGGUCUGGCCAUGGUGGCUCUGGAGCCAGAAGGCAUUGAUUCCUACGUCACGUUUAAUAUUAUUCCUGUAGAGAAGGGGGACGAGUACCCUAUCUUCAGAGUAAUGUGA
Messenger RNA from Geosmithia morbida, 1620 nucleotides. Its product is annotated as Extracellular metalloprotease that contributes to pathogenicity. Gene Ontology annotation, molecular function: metallocarboxypeptidase activity; zinc ion binding. Gene Ontology annotation, biological process: proteolysis. The record is from RefSeq and is a predicted model, not a curated record. The transcript has 3 exons. NCBI's taxonomy places the organism in Eukaryota, Fungi, Ascomycota, Sordariomycetes, Hypocreales, Bionectriaceae. The coding region runs from base 1 to 1620 and encodes 539 amino acids.